AUGGGUUAUGACUUCAAUUCAUUUGUACAGUCGUUCAAUCGCGGUACAAAUACUUGGGUUAAAAACAACAUCUUCCGUCGUUUGAGAUGGUUGGAUAGCAAACCGCUGGCACACCUUAUCACGUUGAUGUAUUUAGCGAUUUGGCAUGGUUACCAUCUGGGGUACUUUCUAAUAUUUGGCCUAGAAUUCGGCGUCAUGAUGGCCCAACAGCAGUUAUACUCUCUCGUUCGUCGAUCCCCUGAACUCUCUCGUUUCACUUCAAUACCGUCAGUACGCCUGUUCUUAUGUGUACUUGGACGAGUGAAUUUGCUUUACACCACUGGAUUCGGGUUCUUAACAUUUGGUCUGGUGAAAACGAAAUACUGGAUCGGGCCUGUGAAAUCGCUCUAUUUCAUCGGCUACAUCUUUUACUUUAUAAUAUGGCCGAUACUCUAUCGCGCACUUCUAAACAUUCUUCCACUGAGAAAAAACGGAAGAGGAAUGUGCACCACCACCCGCGAUUGA
Molecule: messenger RNA, 504 nt
Organism: Cooperia oncophora
Lineage: Eukaryota; Metazoa; Nematoda; Chromadorea; Rhabditida; Trichostrongylidae
Source: the annotation of a GenBank genome assembly